Pterocles gutturalis (yellow-throated sandgrouse) is the source of this 813-nucleotide messenger RNA. It is a transcript of the gene UTS2R, whose product is annotated as urotensin 2 receptor. The transcript has a single exon. The annotation marks the transcript as partial. The record is from RefSeq and is a predicted model, not a curated record. Lineage: Eukaryota; Metazoa; Chordata; Aves; Pterocliformes; Pteroclidae. Gene Ontology annotation, cellular component: membrane. Gene Ontology annotation, biological process: blood vessel diameter maintenance; neuropeptide signaling pathway; regulation of blood pressure. Gene Ontology annotation, molecular function: urotensin II receptor activity.
UGGUACUUCGGGGACCUGGGGUGCCGCAUCCUGCUCAGCCUGGACCUGCUCACCAUGCACGCCAGCAUCUUCACCCUCACUCUCAUGUGCACCGAGCGGUACCUGGCCGUCACUCGGCCCCUGGACACCCUGAAGCGGUCGAGAGGCUACCGGAAGGUCACAGCAGGAGCUGUCUGGUCAGUCUCGCUGCUCCUGACUCUGCCCAUGAUGCUGAUGGUCACCCUGACCGAGGGGGGAAAGGCGGAGGGCAAGGUGAAGAGGAUGUGUGCACCCACCUGGAGCGUGGACGCCUACCGGACCUACCUGACGGUGCUCUUCAGCACCAGCAUCAUGGCCCCGGGAAUCAUCAUUGGCUUCCUCUACACGCGCCUGGCCAGGACCUACCUGGAGUCCCAGAGGAACCCCCCCCACAAGGAGAAGAGCAGGAGAUCCCCCCGGCAGAAGGUCCUCAUCAUGAUUUUUAGCAUCGUGCUGGUCUUCUGGGCCUGCUUCCUGCCGUUCUGGAUCUGGCAGCUGGUGCGACUCUACAGCAGCUCCCUGCAGCUCACCACCCAAACCCAAAAGUGCAUUAACUACCUGGUGACCUGCCUGACCUACAGCAACAGCUGCAUCAACCCCUUCCUCUACACCCUGCUCACCAAAAACUACCGGGAGUACCUGCGCAACAGGCACCGCAACUUCUACAGGUUCACAUCCUCCUUUCGCAAGAGGGGCUCCAACCUGCAGUGCUCCUGGGGACGGUCCAUGUCCUCCAGCAACCAGUACGACUACAGCUCGGAGGCCCUGGGCAUGGCCACACUGAAGGACAAGUGA